This is a messenger RNA of Rhineura floridana, 1485 nucleotides long. RefSeq names its product cholinergic receptor nicotinic alpha 6 subunit (gene CHRNA6). The transcript is spliced from 6 exons. Gene Ontology annotation, molecular function: transmembrane signaling receptor activity; acetylcholine-gated monoatomic cation-selective channel activity. Lineage: Eukaryota; Metazoa; Chordata; Lepidosauria; Squamata; Rhineuridae. Gene Ontology annotation, cellular component: neuron projection; synapse; postsynaptic membrane. The coding region runs from base 1 to 1485 and encodes 494 amino acids. The record is from RefSeq and is a predicted model, not a curated record. Gene Ontology annotation, biological process: nervous system process; monoatomic ion transmembrane transport; chemical synaptic transmission.
AUGCUUUCGCAGAAAUGGUUGGGGUUCCUUUAUUUCACUUUCUAUCUAUGGGCAAAUGUCUUACUGAUCCUCCUUCAAGAUUGCUUGGCAUGCAAAUCAGAAGAAAGACUGUUUCACAAACUCUUCUCCCGUUACAACCAGUACAUCAGACCUGUGGAAAAUGUGUCGGAUCCAGUUGCAGUGUAUUUUAAAGUGGCAAUUACACAGCUUGCAAAUGUGGAUGAAGUCAAUCAGAUUAUGGAAACCAAUCUAUGGUUGCGGCAUAUUUGGAAUGAUUAUAAACUGCGGUGGAAUCCAAUAGAAUAUGAUGGGAUUGAGUUUGUCCGAGUGCCAGCAGAUAAAAUAUGGAAACCUGAUAUUGUGUUAUACAACAAUGCAGUUGGAGAUUUCCAGGUUGAAGGCCGGACCAAAGCUCUUCUCAGAUAUGAUGGCACCAUCACAUGGACACCACCUGCCAUCUUUAAAAGCUCCUGUCCCAUGGAUAUUACUUUCUUCCCUUUUGAUCACCAAAACUGCUCCCUGAAAUUUGGGUCGUGGACUUAUGACAAAGCCAAAAUUGACCUUCUAAUUAUUGGUUCCAAAGUGGAUAUGAAUGACUUUUGGGAGAAUAGUGAAUGGGAAAUAGUUGAUGCUUCUGGCUAUAAACAUGACAUCAAGUACAACUGCUGUGAGGAGAUCUACACCGAUAUAACCUACUCCUUUUAUAUCCGAAGGCUGCCCAUGUUCUACACCAUUAAUCUGAUCCUCCCCUGUCUCUUCCUUUCAUUCUUGACUGUAUUGGUUUUUUACCUUCCAUCUGACUGUGGAGAGAAAAUGACCCUUUGCAUCUCUGUCCUGCUUUCUUUGACUGUGUUCCUGUUGGUAAUCACAGAGACAAUCCCCUCUACGUCUCUAGUAAUACCCCUGGUCGGAGAAUACCUGCUGUUCACCAUGAUAUUUGUGGCUCUCUCAAUCGUUGUCACAGUGUUUGUGCUGAAUGUCCACUACAGGACUCCAACGAUGCACACGAUGCCCAAGUGGGUCAAAACCAUUUUCCUCUGUCUCUUGCCCAAAGUUCUGAUGAUGAAGAGACCUGUCCAGAAACGUGUUGAAGCCCCACCUAAGAAAAACAAGAAAGGUGGUGCUGCUAAAUCCAGCAAGCAAAAGGCUGAUGAACCCAGAGAAAUGAAAGCCUUCGCUGAACACAAGUGCUGCCACUGUGACAAACCCAGAGAACCAACCGCAAGUAAGAAAAGGAGGCCAGGCCACCAAUUGGCUAAAUGGUUGGAUGAGCAAACAGAAUACUCCCCUGAGGUCAAAGAAGUAAUUAGCAGCAUUCAGUUCAUCGCAGAAAACAUGAGGAGUCAGAAUGAGACCAAAGAGGUGGAAGAUGACUGGAAAUACGUUGCCAUGGUAAUUGACAGAGUGUUCCUGUGGGUGUUCAUAAUUCUCUGUGUAUUUGGGACUGCAGGUUUAUUCCUACAGCCACUGGUAGCAGAUACAUAA